Messenger RNA from Plodia interpunctella (Indianmeal moth), 2327 nucleotides. RefSeq names its product synaptic vesicle glycoprotein 2B-like. The transcript has 10 exons. Gene Ontology annotation, molecular function: transmembrane transporter activity. Gene Ontology annotation, cellular component: membrane. The record is from RefSeq and is a predicted model, not a curated record. The coding region runs from base 234 to 1808 and encodes 524 amino acids. NCBI's taxonomy places the organism in Eukaryota, Metazoa, Arthropoda, Insecta, Lepidoptera, Pyralidae. Gene Ontology annotation, biological process: transmembrane transport.
UCAGUGCACGGACUGGCAACACGACAUGUGAAGUUCUGAAUUUAGUGUUAGCAUAAAAUUAUUCCUAGUUAGUACUAAAUAUUGUUAUAAGUAUAAAAAAAAAUAACUUUGCACAAGUGGAAUCUGACAAAGUGACUAAAGAAAAUAAUAAACUUACUGAUUCCGAUGACAAAUAUAAAAUAUAACAUUUACCUAAUAACUUAUUAAAAAGAAAAGCUCAUACUAAAGUGAAAAUGAAUAACAACGCAGACGUAAAAGAAACGAAGAAGACAGAGAACUCAAUGCAGAUACUAGAGGAAGCGUUGUCACUAUGCAAGUUUGGGAAGUUUCACGUGAGACUGAUGAUAGCUACUCUACUAGCAGUAUUCGCGUCAACAAUCGUCACAACUACUGCUUCUUACAUUUUACCAAAUGCCGAGUGUGAUUUAGACAUGAGCAUCAUGCAAAAAGGUGUGCUGAAUGCUAUGCCGUUUUUUGGUCAAGUGGGCGCUAGUCUAUUUACAGGUUUCAUAGUAGAUGCCUUCGGGAGGAAAAUAUUCCUGGUUGGGGGUAAUAUUGGAAUGUUUGUUUGCUCAAUACUCAACGGGUCCAGUCAGACUUAUUGGAUGCUAUUAGUGGCUAAACUCUUCGAGGGAAUAUUUGUAAGCAUAAGUUAUGGAGCAACGGCGUCAAUGAUAACAGAGUUCAUACACAAGAAAAUAAGGGACCGAGUGAUGAUGUUGUAUGCUUCCUUUAUGUCAAUAUCAUUGAUAGGCAUACCUCUUUUAUCAUGGGGGAUACUGAUGCAGCCGUGGGAUGUGGUGUUAUUAGAAGGAUAUUUUGAAUUACAUGCAUGGAACUUUUACUUCUACAUUUGCUCGGCGUUCAGUUUAGCUUCUGCUAUACUAUAUUACUACUUACCAGAGAGCCCCAAAUUUUUACUAAGCCAUGGACAAGAAAAUGAAGCUUUGGAAGUAUUGAAGGAUAUUUAUAGCAUAAACACUGGACAUUCUCGAGACUCUUUCCCGAUCAAUUCUCUUAACAUAACCGGAGAAUACGUGCCUACAGACAAGUACAGUAUGAAGAAACAAUUGGUGAAUGCUCUCUUCGAAGUGAAGGCUCUAUUCAGGAAGCCUCUUCUCUUCUUCCUCAUACAGUUCUGUCUGCAGACUGCUGUCUGUCUAUUGGCCUACACAUCCUUGCGUCUAUGGUUCCCGCAGCUGUCGACAGUGGUGGAGAACUACCGGCUGGCACACAAUGAGACGCAGAGGUUCUGCGUCAUGAUUAACGAUUACAUCAGCGAGACUGACAGGACUCCCGUCAUAGUUAGCAACGCCACCAGACCGGAGAUAUGUAUACCCAAACUAAGUGGAUCAGAAACCUAUAUCAACGGAGUUAUAAUGGGCGCUGUAUCCUUACUCUGCGUUAGUGUCAACGGAUUCCUAGUCAAAUUCGUUGGACAGAAACCAUUGAUGUUUGUGAUGCUGCUACUCUGCGCAGCUUGCUCUGCUAGCCUUCAUUGGACGUAUACAUCAUUGCAAAUAGCCAUUUUGGUGUCAGCGACGUGUGGGCUUAUGCAAACGGUGUUAUUUCUACAGCAGAGUAUUCUUGUUAGAGUGUUCCCUACUACAUUGAGGACGCUAACGUUGUCGUUCAUACUGAUGAUGGGGAGAGUGGGGUCUCUGCUCGGGAACAUACUGUUUCCAGUGAUGCUGCAGGCUGGUUGCAUGGUACCAUUUCUAACGAUGUCCGGAAUUACCGUCUGUUUUGCUGGACUUGUAUAUUUCUUACCGAAUCCGCAGAAAGAGAACCAUGCGGGAGAUCAGUGAGACCAGUUUUCGAAAUUAUCGGAAAUAGAUCUCUCUCAAGGACAAAAACGAAGAAAUGAGAUUAUUUGCCUUCGAUACAGUGUGAUAGACAAUUUUAAAGAGAUCUAUUUAUAAUGAAAUUGAUGAGCCAUUGUUGUCGUUUCAUUGACGUUUUACAAACUAAACAAUAGAAAAUUAUUGUAUGGGUGAGAUGCACCACUAUGACGUUGAAUUUAACCUGUCGCACCGCCCACUUUUAAACAAAAUGGCGUACUUUGUGGUUUUUAAGUGCAGGUUAAUAUUAACGUCCGGUGCAACCCACUCCAAAUAUAUUUUUCGAAUUUCUGUGAUUUUAAUCAAACUGAUCACUGUCGUAAAAAAAAUGUAAAAUAAUAUUUUAAUGGGUACACAAAUAAUGUAAGUAAAUUAUUAGAUCUUCUUUUUAAUAUGUGCUUAACUAUUUAUUUUAUUAUGGUUAAGUUUUACAUGAUUGUUAAAUUGAAUUAGUUAGAAAAAAGUUGAAGUAAAAAUAUUAGAGAA